UAUUUUUUUUCAGAACUUAUUUUGUGACCUAACCUUACAUUAUUUUUCUGCACAGCAAAUAUUAGAUGCCCAUGAUUUGAAAACUCGAAUGUCAAUUGCGAUUGAACUCCUAGCAAGACAAAUAAACAUUUUAAAAGUGACUCAAAAAGUUCAUUCAACUAUGAGCAAGAAGCACAAAGAAUUUUAUUUACGACAGCAACUUAAUGCUAUUAAAGAAGAGUUAGGAGAACGUGAUGACUCAUCACACGAAGACGACGAUAUCACAGAUUUAACAAAAAGAAUAAAAGAAGCUGGACUUUCACCAGAGGCAAAUAAAGCUGCACAAAGAGAGCUCAAACGUCUUAAGCGUAUGCAUUCGACCCAAGCAGAAUAUCAAGUCGUUCGUACUUAUUUAGAAUGGCUUUCAGAGAUCCCUUGGAGCAAAUCUACUAGUGAAAUUAUAGAUAUUGACAAAGCACGUCAACAACUUGAGGAUGAUCAUUAUGGCCUUGAGUCAGUUAAGAAACGUAUUUUGGAAUACUUAGCAGUAUUGAAAUUAAAAGGAGAUUUGAAAGGGCCAAUUCUGUGUUUACUUGGCCCUCCAGGUGUUGGGAAAACUUCAUUGGGUAAAAGUAUUGCCAGCGCUCUUGGACGAAAGUUUCAUAGAAUUUCUUUAGGUGGUGUAAGAGAUGAAGCUGAGAUACGUGGACAUCGUCGAACUUACAUUGGUGCCAUGCCUGGACUCAUUGCCCAAGGUCUUAAACGUGUUGGUGUUAAUAAUCCUAUAUUUUUACUUGAUGAAAUUGAUAAAGUUGGACAUUUGAGCAAUCACGGAGACCCAUCCGCUGCUUUACUUGAAGUCCUUGACCCAGAACAAAACAACACUUUUAAUGAUCAUUACCUUAAUGUUCCUCUUGAUUUAUCUAAAGUUUUAUUUAUUGCUACAGCUAAUCAAGUUGACACAAUACCCGCUCCUCUCUUAGAUCGUAUGGAACUUAUAAAUAUACCAGGAUAUACAUUUGAAGAGAAAAUAAAUAUUGCUCAAAGACAUUUAUUACCAAAGCAAAUUACAAAUCAUGGUCUUUCACUAGAUGAUGUAAAGAUGUUGGAUGAAGUAUUGUUAAAAAUUGCUUCUGGUUAUACUCGGGAAGCUGGCGUUAGAAAUUUUGAAAGGGAGAUCGCGAGUGUAUGCAGGGCAAAAGCUGUUGAAUAUGCUAAUGCAAAAGAUAAAAAUGAAUUAGAAAACUACAAUAAUGAAGUUACCGCGAAGGAAAUUGAAAACAUCUUAGGGGUUACGAAAUUUGAUAGUGAAGUUGCUGAACGCGCAGCUAGACCAGGUGUAGUUACUGGUUUAGCAUGGACAUCCUCUGGAUCCGGCGGUAUUUUAUUUAUUGAAGCUACUCAAAUGGCCGGAAAAGGAGAUCUUCAAUUAACCGGUAAGUUGGGAGAGGUUAUCAGAGAAUCAGCUAGGAUUGCACUUUCAUGGGUGCGAGCGCAUGCUUUUCAAUUGGGGAUUACAACAUCAAAAACAGAGCCUACGUUUUUCUUUCAAAGAGAUGUCCAUAUACAUUUUCCUGCAGGUGCAAUUGGUAAAGAUGGACCAUCAGCCGGUGUAGCUUUGACAAUUGCACUUGUAUCUUUAUUUACGCAUAGGCAAGUACCAACAACAACGGCAAUGACAGGUGAAAUUACUUUACGAGGUCAAGUUUUGCCUGUAGGAGGUAUAAAAGAAAAAAUAAUCGGUGCACAUCGUGCAGGUAUUAAAAAAGUUAUCCUACCUGCAAGAAAUCGAAAAGAUGUUGAAGGAGAUGUACCAGUUAAUGUGAAGAACGAAAUCAAUUUUGUUUAUGCAAAUAAUAUUUUCGAUGUUCUUCUGGGUGCUUUCGAAGGAGAGAAAAUCUGGUCAGAUUCUACUCCAAUUGUGGAAUUUGAGAGUCGACUUUAAUUUCAAUAACAAAAUUAUUUAUUAUAACUUAUUUAUGAUAUAUUUGCUUUAAAAUCCGUUUUGAUGUUUAUAUAAUAGAUGUAUUUAUAGUUAAAUAAUAAAAAUGAUUGUAAUUUUCC
Messenger RNA from Rhizophagus irregularis DAOM 181602=DAOM 197198, 2043 nucleotides. RefSeq lists its product as uncharacterized. Gene Ontology annotation, biological process: protein catabolic process; protein processing; protein targeting to peroxisome. The record is from RefSeq and is a predicted model, not a curated record. Gene Ontology annotation, molecular function: serine-type endopeptidase activity; ATP binding; sequence-specific DNA binding. Gene Ontology annotation, cellular component: peroxisomal matrix. NCBI's taxonomy places the organism in Eukaryota, Fungi, Glomeromycota, Glomeromycetes, Glomerales, Glomeraceae.